This is a messenger RNA of Pisolithus orientalis, 656 nucleotides long. RefSeq lists its product as uncharacterized. Lineage: Eukaryota; Fungi; Basidiomycota; Agaricomycetes; Boletales; Pisolithaceae. The record is from RefSeq and is a predicted model, not a curated record. Bases 194 to 607 code for a protein of 137 amino acids. The transcript is spliced from 6 exons.
AUGGCAGAUGGUGGUGGAUGUAUGCUGACAUGUUCACUCCCACCCUGUUUGAUUGGGAUUCAUAGUAUAAUGUGAGUGGAUAGAUGAAUGAUGGUAGCCAUGGAUGGUUACUGGAUUUGAUUUUCUCUCCUACCCCAUUGCAUUUGCUUUCAUAGGAUGUGAAUGAUAUUGUGGCAGCAUCUGUUGUAGGAAAAUGUGCAGGUCUUCCCAUGUAGUCUGCCUUUUUCUUAUUCCUCCACCUGUAUCUCUCAGCAUGUUACAACCCAUCAAACAUAACAGCACUUCUAUCUCCAUCCCUGCAUUGUCCACAUCACAGCAGCAUCCCCUGAAGGCACUUGUAGAACAUGGCAUUGGUUGUGUAAUUGUCUUUGAAUACUUAUUUUUCCAGUUGCAGGUCAAGGAUAGGGGUACUACAAGGGGGGAUUUGCCACAGCAUCUGACACUGAUUGUCCAAAAAUAUCAGAAAUCAGGUGUCCAAGAAAUUGUUAAUGCAUGCAUUGCAGAAGCCUUCCAGCAACAUGGUGAAUGGGUGGAUGAUUUAUACCCCAAGCUUGUGGGUAUGGCACAGGCACAGGCACACCAGAUGUCAAAGAAAUUCCUGGAAUGAAAAAAAAAAAAAAAAAAAAAAAAAUAUAUAUAUAUAUAUAUUCAGCUCU